This is a messenger RNA of Rattus norvegicus (Norway rat), 397 nucleotides long. The record is from RefSeq and is a predicted model, not a curated record. NCBI's taxonomy places the organism in Eukaryota, Metazoa, Chordata, Mammalia, Rodentia, Muridae.
ACUCUUAGGUCAAAAUGGCGGGCCAACCUGCAGUUGCAGCAUCAAGCAAAUGGCUGGAUGGUUUCCGGAAGUGGUAUUAUAAUGCAGCGGGCUUCAAUAAACUGGGGUUAAUGCGAGAUGACACAAUGCAUGAAACUGAAGAUGUAAAAGAAGCCAUAAGAAGGCUGCCUGAGAACCUUUAUAAUGACAGAAUGUUUCGAAUUAAGAGAGCCCUAGACCUGUCCAUGAGGCAUCAGAUCUUGCCUAAGGAUCAGUGGACAAAAUAUGAGGAGGACAAAUUCUACCUUGAACUCUAUCUGAAAGAAGUUAUUCGGGAAAGAAAGGAGAGAGAAGAGUGGGCAAAGAAGUGAUCUUGUAGUUAAGAUCUGUGGGUGCGCCUGGUCUCACCCUAUUUUAU